AUGUUAAUUGUGCGCAUCCCCCUCCCCCUUCGAGAGAGCCCUCCCCACCAGAUCCCUCCGCACCUCCCCCAAGAAAAUCACCAACCCGUAUAUGGCCUAAUCCUGUACUAUAAGAUGGCUCAGGCUCUGCGCGCGUCUCGUGAGAGCGCCGACGACGUGGCGGCUGGUUUUUAUACAUUCCGAGACCCUCUCCCAGAACACAUGAGCGAGAUCUCGGCGCUCUUGUCCGAGUUAUUCGCCAUCAGCUCAUCCUUGUCCGCUUUGCAACAUCUAGCAGAAGAUCCCCGAAAUCGCCGCUAUUUUGAAAUGAUCAAACCCGAUUUGACCGUGGUGCAAGCCAGUUUCACAUAUACAAUCGAGGAUAUCGGCGAUGUUUUCAGACGUCUUGAUGGCCCAGAUGCUAGUCCAGCGAUGUACAAGCGCACAUGGGCAUUUAUGAGUCGGUUCUUUUGGGAUCAAUCAAACUACUCCCUGGCAGCCCGCCUAGCCAAGUAUAAGACGGCCUUUAAAGAGUUCUAUGACUUGGUAAGAGAUGGUCACUAUACCUCGUCGGCCCUCGUGAUGCUCGUCAAUCAAUUCAAGGCCUUACUCUCCAUACAAGAUGGUCUGUUCGCUGCUCGCUUUGAAGGCAUGACACUCCGCCCGGAUGACUCGCCUAUCAGACACCGCCCAGCGACUCCCCCGAGCCCGGUGAGAGAGCGCCUCCCAAGGGAGCGCCCGGUGAGGGAACGUCCGACGAGUGGCCGCCCGGUAAUUGACCUGAACAGACGGCGCCGGAGGUCAUUCGAGCGCGCUCGGCCGUCGCAUAUGUCUCCUCCGCCAAUGUCGCCUUCCUCCGGCACUUCUUCGGAUUUCCCGCCGUCUGUCCCGGAUAUCCCGCUCUCGCCGUUCACUUCUACAUCCGCGAGUACUAGCGCGGAUGUUAUUCAAGAACACUGGGCCAAAGAUACAUUCGGGUGUAAUACUACCAACACUCCUCUACCGUCUUCAAGAGAAAAAUGCCUAAACGACGAGUCCGAUAUGCGUGUGGCCUUUUAUCUAAGGAAAACAGACCAUCGUGUCCGCAUCCUUUGCAAGAAGCCCCACCGGACGGGGCCUAGCGACUACUACUGCUUGCCGCUGAAUUUACUCGAGCUCAUGCGAGAUGGCUCUUGCCUCCGACUGUGCAGGCGGCGGAAUCAUGGAACAGAGCUUGUUUUAUGGACCCUAUUGAAGUUCAGCACAUUGGAAGAUCUAGUGAUAUUCCAUAACGUAUUCCUCGCCUUGCGCUCCCAGGAUGCAGGCCAUCCUAUAGGAGAAAUCCUAGACCACGAGCUGACACACGAACAGCAACGCUUUGGAGCCCCGAUCACCGACGAUGGGUACAUGCAUGCGCUGCGCGUAUACAAAGACACGGUGACUGGAGCCGUAAGAAUGCAGGCGUCAGUCCACCUAGGCGAGAUGAAUCACACACCCGUCUGGACAGCAUUCGUCACCCACAACCUUGGGAAACGCAGUUGGCUUAAGUUGCAGGGUUCCAAAACGGUGAUUGUGCGUGAUAUCAAGCCCAUCAUAUUUAUGUCUGUCGAUGAUUACGACCCCCCGCAGACCUCACAAGGUUAUCAUAUCCUGGAGUUCACGCGCUCUUCUGAUGCUCGGAUGUUCGUGGAUGUCAUGGAUGAACUGGGCGAUUGA
Molecule: messenger RNA, 1674 nt
Organism: Penicillium psychrosexuale
Lineage: Eukaryota; Fungi; Ascomycota; Eurotiomycetes; Eurotiales; Aspergillaceae
Exons: 8
Coding region: 1-1674 (557 amino acids)
Source: RefSeq, a predicted model, not a curated record